AUGACCAACCCCGCCGAUGAGAACGCAAUGAAUGGAGCAGAGUCUAGUACAACCGGUGCUCUCCCCUCGGGUACCAUUCACAGAAAUGCCCGAGCCGGAUCCACAAGACUGAUCCCUUCCGACAUGUUGCCGGUCCGGGUUUGGAACUUUCAUGCUCCGGGCUUUGGAGAAUUUUACCGAGCGCCAAUUCCAGCUGCAAUUCCUCCAAAGGUUCUAGUCGCCACUGCUGCCGCACUGCCUGCCGCAACCCCUGCCGCAACUCUCGUUGUAGCUAAUGCCGCAAUCCAAGCCGCCUCUCCGUCCAGGAACGCUGCUGGUCAGAAGCACCCCCUCGUCGACAGCGACAGUAGCGACGAACCUCCUAGAACCCGUGUCAGGGUGUCCGGUGGGGAGCCGUUGUGCAUCUCUGAAGAAUUGGAUGAUGAGAGCGACUGGUCGACAUGCAGCUCUGCAGAGUCGGAGGAUGAGCCGAGGCCCGUCACCGAGUACAUGCCAGCGGAUCGCUAUAGUUGGGCGGCGAAUAUCCUGAACCAGCUGAUGUACGCGGAGUUUGCGAAUUCUGCCGAGAUGGGGGCGUUCUAA
Molecule: messenger RNA, 582 nt
Organism: Morchella importuna
Lineage: Eukaryota; Fungi; Ascomycota; Pezizomycetes; Pezizales; Morchellaceae
Exons: 3
Coding region: 1-582 (193 amino acids)
Source: RefSeq, a predicted model, not a curated record